Encephalitozoon hellem ATCC 50504 is the source of this 453-nucleotide messenger RNA. RefSeq lists its product as uncharacterized. NCBI's taxonomy places the organism in Eukaryota, Fungi, Microsporidia, Unikaryonidae. The record is from RefSeq and is a predicted model, not a curated record. The coding region runs from base 1 to 453 and encodes 150 amino acids. The transcript has a single exon.
AUGCAGAGUAUCAACUAUAAAGCUCUGAAGGGACCAGGGAUCAAGGAGACAGGGUCCAUAGAGUUUCUCGACCACCUAGCGGAUGUCCAGAUGCACUGCACAGCCUCCCAUCUGCCACUCCUGUACGAAACAGCUGUGAGGGGGAUGAUGAGCUAUGCAGUGAAAGCCCCCGAAGCAGGUGAGACAGCCGGAAGAGUUGAAAUAUCAGAGGGGUCCUGCGAAAUGAACAUGGUGGCACUUCUGACAUACUUUAUAGACCUGAUGUAUGGCGAGGGGCUUGUCGUUGUGAAGACCUCUGUGACACUGGAGAAUGGACAUCUCACCUGUGACUACUUUGCGGCUGAUGGGUCUAGGUGCCAAGGCCUCUGUGAAAUCAAAGCAGUUACUCUUUGCGGGCUCCGGGUAUUUGAGAAGGACGGUGUAUUCCAUUCAUAUUGCAUUUUUGACAUCUAA